This is a messenger RNA of Aspergillus tanneri, 450 nucleotides long. It is a transcript of the gene TIF11, whose product is annotated as translation initiation complex factor eIF1A. Gene Ontology annotation, biological process: translational initiation. Lineage: Eukaryota; Fungi; Ascomycota; Eurotiomycetes; Eurotiales; Aspergillaceae. The coding region runs from base 1 to 450 and encodes 149 amino acids. The transcript is spliced from 2 exons. Gene Ontology annotation, cellular component: cytoplasm. Gene Ontology annotation, molecular function: RNA binding; translation initiation factor activity. The record is from RefSeq and is a predicted model, not a curated record.
AUGCCCAAGAACAAAGGAAAGGGUGGUAAGAACCGUCGUCGUGGAAAGAACGAGAACGACAAUGAGAAGCGUGAACUUGUUUUCAAGGAAGAAGGCCAGGAGUAUGCGCAGGUCGUGAAGAUGCUCGGCAACGGCCGUCUGGAAGCGCUUUGCUUCGACGGCGAGAAACGACUGGCACAUAUCCGAGGCAAGCUGAGGAAGAAGGUCUGGAUCAACCAGGGUGACAUCAUCCUUCUCUCGCUGCGUGAUUACCAAGACGAAAAGGGUGAUGUUAUCAUGAAGUACACCGCCGACGAGGCCAGAAGUCUCAAGGCCUACGGUGAGCUGCCGGAACACGCCAAGAUCAACGAAACCGAUACCUACGGCCACGAGGGCUUAGAGGACAACGUCGAGUUCGACGAGGACCGCGAGAGCGAAGACGAGAAGGAGAUCGAUGUCGACGAGCUCUAA